AUGGAGGCCAAGCUGAUGCCUGCAGAGGUCGAGGUUGAACGCGCAGAGACAAUCGCAGAGCCCUUGCUCAACUUCGCAGAGGCAGCUCUGGCUGCGGGUCAAGCUGCCGCAGAAGCGACCGCGACACCCAAAGCGAAAGCAAAGACCAAGGAGAAGGAAUCAUCGAAGCCGGCCAAGAAAAAGGGCGAGAAGCACGAGCUUCCAACCGCCGAGGUGGUGGCGCUGGCAGCAAAACACGCAUCAGAAGCAGCCGUGCAUCUUCAGGGAGUCCAGAAGCUGCUGGACCAGAAGCGAAGCAACCAGCAAGUCCUGUUCUCCACGCCCAUGAAGAAGGUGCUGGAGAAAGUGGAAACGCGCAUCAAAAGCGCGCAGAAGAAGCUGGAUCGCAUCAAGAUCGCUCAGAAGGAGUUGCGCGAAAGGGAGACAAGCACGGCUUUGGUCAGUGAUGUGGCCGAGAAGAUGGACUCUGUUGCGAAGGCCGCGCCGUCAGCUGCCGCUGAGAAGUUGGAGAUUAGAG
Molecule: messenger RNA, 517 nt
Organism: Symbiodinium necroappetens
Lineage: Eukaryota; Dinophyceae; Suessiales; Symbiodiniaceae
Source: the annotation of a GenBank genome assembly